Molecule: messenger RNA, 2077 nt
Organism: Chelonoidis abingdonii (Abingdon island giant tortoise)
Lineage: Eukaryota; Metazoa; Chordata; Testudines; Testudinidae
Product: sialidase-3-like
Biological process (GO): ganglioside catabolic process; oligosaccharide catabolic process
Cellular component (GO): membrane; cytoplasm; intracellular membrane-bounded organelle
Molecular function (GO): exo-alpha-sialidase activity
Source: RefSeq, a predicted model, not a curated record
CCGAAGUUUCUCACUGACACUAAUUAAAAAUGUCGUGAUUGCAUUUCUUCCAGCGUUAUCUACAAAAGCUCAAUGUGGGGCUUAAACUGCCCCAUCUCCCUUUGAAGUGUGCAGGAAACUCUGGGCGGCAUCAGAGCACGGAGGAGACAAAGUCCAUUUUGGGGACUUGGGAGCAAAAGAAAUAGCAGCAAAAGGAAACUGAAAUAAGGAUGUGCCUAGCUGGAGGUGGCUGUAACCAUGUAUGGCUGAGCUCUGCAGCAAGCAGUUCAUGCACUCCUGCCUUUAAGGCUCAGGCUUAUUGCUUCUUCUGCCUGAGGAGCCCAGUAUGUUUCCUGUCUGAGCAGCUGAGGUUUCUGCUACGUCGAGACAUCAUGAUCAAGGCAUCGAUGAGCUCUGGGAAGGCGACUCUCUUCCACCAGGAUCUGCAGAGUGGGGUCACCUAUCGGGUCCCCGCAUUGCUGUAUAUCCCCUCAGACACGCUCCUGGCAUUUGCGGAGAAGCGCUCCUCUGCCAGGGACGAGGACGCUGAGUACCUGGUGCUGAGACGAGGUCGGAAGACAGGGACAUCAGUCAAGUGGGGUCCCAGGGAGCCCUUGACGAGCGCAGUGUUACUGGGUUACCGCACGAUGAGCCCCUGCCUGGUGUACGAGCGGAAGAGUCAGACUGUCUUCCUGUUCUUCAUCUGCGUGAGGCAGCACGUCUCAGAGCAAUGGCAGAUCUGGACUGGGCAGAAUGCCGCCCGGCUGUGCUACGUCUGGAGUGGAGACGCCGGCCAGACCUGGAGCUCGUUAACGGACUUGACGGAGCAGGUGAUUGGGGAAGACUUGAAGGACUGGGCCACGUUUGCGGUGGGGCCUGGGCACGGGGUACAGCUCCGCUCUGGGCGGCUGGUGAUUCCGGCUUACGCCUACCACAUUACCGCUCGCUGCUGCCACCUGCCACUGCCCUGGGGGACCCAACCCCGGUCUUUGGUCUUUUAUAGUGACGACGGCGGGCAGCGCUGGCACAAGGGUGAGCUGAUUGAGGGCAUGAAGACGGGGGAGUGCCAGGUGGCCGAGGUAGCAUGCCAGGCCUGCGACCCUGUGCUGUACUGCAACGCCCGCACUCCCUGCCGGUGCCGGGCAGCAGCGUUCAGCACAGACCAGGGGCUCACAUUUGAGAGCCCCUCCUCAUGCAAGAAGCUGUGUGAGCCGCCUCAUGGCUGCCAGGGCAGUGUGGUGAGCUUCACACCAACAACAGGGCUUCUGGAGAUGGAUGGCGCGGAAGAGCCAGACGCCCCGGCCCAUCAGACGACCUGCCUGUUGAACGGUGAGAACACCCCCGCCACCAUCCACAGAAGCACCGUGUCGUGGCUACUUUACUCCCACCCAAUGGAUAAAUGCAAGCGAGUCGACCUGGGCAUCUACCUCAACCAGUCCCCAUUGAACGAGGCCAAGUGGGAGCACCCCUGGCUCCUGUACAAAGGGCCGUGUGGUUACUCAGACCUGGCCGUAUUACAGGAGGCAUCAGCACCGCUCUUGUUUGGCUGCCUGUUUGAGUGCGGGGUGAAUCAUGCGUGUGAGGAGAUCACCUUCCAGCUCUUCUCCUUUGAGGAUCUCCAAAGCUCCUUGGAGAAGCCUGAAUCAAAGCAAAAAUCUGACUAGCGGUGUCCUCCGGAGGAGUAAGUGAGGCGCACCCCCCCACCCCUGAAAAUCCCCAUCCCCAUGAGGCCUGGGCUUCCGAAAACAGCCUCUUCUUUUGGGUGUCUCUGGUUCCGGGUCCGGGACUUCCUAGAGCACGGGUGGGCAAACUACAGCCCGAGGAAUGAGUGUAAUAAUUUCUGUGGAGUCGUGACAACUGUUUUGUCAGGGUGGAGGUGCCAUGGCCCUGUGCUAAAAUUCUUAUGCCCUUCCAAUCGAAAUGCUUAAUGUCCACCACUACCCCUAAGUGGUUAGAAUCACAUCAACUCAUAGGUGCAGGAACUAGGAAUCUGGGGAGUGCUGCAGCAACCCCAGGUUUUACGUGUGCCCAGGAUCCCGGCUGCCAGCCCCGUGCCUCGUGGCUCUGCUCCCAGCCCCACAUGCGGGGUCCUCUCCUG